CAGUCUCCAUGUCUCUCUCUUUACACUUCACACUCUCAGUGUGAUACAGCUGAGUGGGUGAAAAACAAGGGAGGGAGGGAGAGAGAGGCAGCUUGUAUAAGGCAGUAGUCAAUCACUCAGUGCAGAGAGAGAGAGAAAGAGGGGGGGAGAGAGAGAGAGAGAGAGAGAGAUUGGAGAAGCAGCUAGUCGUUUUUCCCUCAGUCCUGGCUCUAAGUUUACAGGCAGCCAGGCAGAUUUUCUUGGCUUGGACGCAGCGCUCAUGACAGGAUUAGGAGCCGGGGACGCGGGACCAACCGGAGAUCUGCAGGUCCUAGUGGACGAGACCGAGCCAGAUUCUCUCCCUGCACAGCUGUGACUGGCCUCCUACGUCCUGUGACACCAAUCUUCCGACAGCAGUCUUCAAAGGUUGACCUGAUUACCAAGAGGCCUCCCUUCCUCUCCUCAUCUCUCCUUUCCCAUCAUGCGUCUGAUCACCACCCUCCUCCUCUUGCUGCUCCUCCGGUCAGCUGAGCCCCGGAGAGGCCCUAGGUCAAGGGCUGUGGAGAGGGGCGCCAGGGGCCGUGUACGGGGCAGAGGCAGGGCCGGGGUCAUGAGGCGUCAAACUCAGGAGUGUAAGGAGUACAUGGAGGCAGGAGAGAAGUACCUGGACUGCCAAGACAGGCAGCUGACCACCGUGAUGCAAGACUGGCCCAAAGAUAUUCACCACCUGCUGCUGGCCAGAAAUAAGAUUCAGGUUUUGAGGGACAACAUGUUCUCCCAGUUCACCCAGCUGAGGAGCCUGGACCUCCAGCAGAACGACAUCUCCAUGGUGGAGGAGCGAGCGUUCAGCGGCCUCUCCCAGCUCACCACCCUGCUCCUCCAGCACAACAGACUGAAAACAGCCUCCGAGGAGGUCCUGCUCCCUCUGCCCCGACUUACCUACCUCCGUCUCUAUGACAACCCCUGGAGCUGCCACUGCUCAUUGGACAGCCUGGUCACAACCCUGCAGGUGCCUAGCAACCGCAACCUGGGCAACUACGCCAAGUGCGCAGAGCCCCUUUCGCUGAGGGGCCAGAAACUGAAGAAGGUGAAUGUGGAUUCGCUGUGCGCUAAUGACAACCAGGUGGACAGGAGGCCGGGGAGUGGAGAGGAGGGGCGACCAAGACCUCCACCAAUCAAGGUGAAGCCAGAAGCUACAUCCAUGUGUCACACCUACAUGUUCCCCAAACCUAAGCUGGACUGCAGCAACAAAGAUUUGAAUAACAUCCCAUCUGAUCUGCCAUCUGACAUAGUGAAGAUGGAUCUGUCCCGUAACACCAUCAAACAUCUCAGGCCCAAGCAGUUCCUGCUGUCCAAAGACCUCAAGCUGCUUAACCUUAGCAGCAACAGCCUGCAGCAUAUAGACACAGCUGCAUUUGCAGGCCUGCUGUACCUCCAUGAGCUCGACCUGUCCAACAACAGCCUCCAUUACUUCCAGUACGGUGUGCUUGAGGACCUCUACUUCCUACGGAAGCUCACGCUGGACAACAACCCCUGGAUCUGCGACUACAACAUCCACUACCUGACCUACUGGCUAAAGCACCACCCUGGCGUCUCCUACACCGGCCUGAUCUGCUCCGAGCCGCAGGAGUUCCGGGGCUGGCGCGUUGUGGAUUACGUGAAGACCUACAACGGGGAAUGUCCCAAGGAUAAACAAAUAGGAGGGACGGAUACAGGACAGGCAGAACAAGGGGGAACGGAAAAUGAGGCACAGGCCGGAGAGGAGACAGCUGAGGGGGUUCUGCCGAGGCCCCUGAAGGAGAAGAGGCCGAAUAGGUUUGAGAUCAUCAGGCUGAGUUAGAAUGGAGGUAGUUCUGUGGAUUGUUAUGGUUUAGUAUAGAGGGAAAUUUACGCAAGAGUGUUGGACUGAAAUGGAGGUCUGUGGACAGGCUGAAGAAUGGAUUAAUAAAGGUAGACUCAGUGAUUUUACGUUUAAAAAUGCCACUGUGACCAGUUUGAAGUACAAUUCUGGGAUAAUUAUUCAGUCGUAAGAUGUCUUUUUAGUAAUCAGUAUUUUCAAUCUUGUGUGGAUAACAGAGGAGCACAUUUUGGGAUGUUAACAUCUUCCUCAGAGAUAAUUAGUUGCAAUGUUGUAUUGCUGAGUUAACCUUUACACAGUGAGUUAGGAGAUGGUAUUUGAGCUUUUGUUUUAUCUUUUUUGCAGAAAAUCCCUAAUCUAGUCUGUAUCAGAUCUAAUCUACCCCACCCGCACCCCAGCAUCCCUACCCCCCAACAAAAAAAAAAAAACUUCUUUCUGAGUUUGACUGCAGGUGAUCUCUUUUUUCUGUUAGUCAUUUUGAUAUUGAGUUCAGGAUAUACUUAGUUUUUGGUCUUUUUUGUGUUAAUUAAUGUAUGAUGUUGUCGACCUGAUUUAUGGAAAUAAAACUGGGUUUAUUUUUUC
This is a messenger RNA of Thunnus maccoyii (southern bluefin tuna), 2419 nucleotides long. RefSeq names its product leucine rich repeat containing 17 (gene lrrc17). The record is from RefSeq and is a predicted model, not a curated record. NCBI's taxonomy places the organism in Eukaryota, Metazoa, Chordata, Actinopteri, Scombriformes, Scombridae. Gene Ontology annotation, cellular component: plasma membrane. The transcript has 5 exons. Bases 461 to 1819 code for a protein of 452 amino acids. Gene Ontology annotation, molecular function: protein binding.